AUGAAUUUAGUUUUAAAUUUUGGUAAGCAUAAAUCCAAGACGAUUGAAGAAGUGUAUGCUUCUGAUCCAGGCUACUGUCGUUGGUUGUCGAAUCAGAAGAUUCUCAUUGAUUCCGAGCCUGGCGUUAGUGAUUUUCUCAAAGCUAAAUUCAUCAACGAUGAUGGGUCAUUCUUAAUGACUUGGGGCAAAUUCAAAGGUCGAACGAUCAAACAAAUCCAAGCAAUCGAUUCCAACUACAUCGAAUGGUUGAAGAAGAAUGAAUUCGUUAAUCAGAAGAUGUCUAAGCUGAAGGGUGCUCUUGCUAAGCUGAUGGUAUUUUUUUUGAAAAAAAAUAUUCUGGAAUUCAGAUUAGCUUGA
Messenger RNA from Phytophthora sojae, 357 nucleotides. RefSeq lists its product as hypothetical. The record is from RefSeq and is a predicted model, not a curated record. The coding region runs from base 1 to 357 and encodes 118 amino acids. Lineage: Eukaryota; Oomycota; Peronosporomycetes; Peronosporales; Peronosporaceae. The transcript has a single exon.